This is a messenger RNA of Terrapene triunguis (Three-toed box turtle), 363 nucleotides long. Its product is annotated as alpha-2-macroglobulin-like. The record is from RefSeq and is a predicted model, not a curated record. The transcript has 4 exons. NCBI's taxonomy places the organism in Eukaryota, Metazoa, Chordata, Testudines, Emydidae. The annotation marks the transcript as partial.
AGGAAUAUCCUGAAGGCAGAGGCCGUGGGGGAGCAGAAGGAAAUCGUCUUUUACUAUUUGGUGAUGGCCAAAGGAGGCAUUGUGCGAGCAGGGACCCAAGCUCUGGCUGUGGAGCAUGGUGAUGUUAAUGGGACCUUCUCACUGAUGCUCCCCGUGGAGUCUGAUAUUGCUCCCCUGGCACAGAUGCUCAUAUACACCAUUUCACCCAAUCAGGAGCCUAUUGCUGAUUCAGUCAAAUUCCAGGUCGAAAAUUGCUUUGCCAAUAAGGUCGACUUGCAUUUCUCACCAGCCGAGGGCCUCCCCGCCUCCGACACUCGCCUCCGGGUCGGGGCCUCCCCAGGCUCCCUGUGCGCCGUCCGUGCU